CACGAGAAACUCACGACAGGUCUGAGCCAGGAGGAGGCGUAGCGUCUCUGUUCGUAGAAAUUAUGAACUCGUUGUUCGGGGAGCGAGCCACCGCGGAGCUGGUCGGCAAAUUGCGCCUCUUGACUGCUUGUGAAUUGUGCAAGAAUCCGUGCGAUGAAACCUUCUUCGCAGUGGAGUGCAGUCAUUACACCUGUAGGAAUUGCGUCCGGCAAGCAAAGAAUGAAUGCGCAAAGUGUAACGUACCGGGUGCGAUUCUUCAAGCCCACUAUUUGGAUCCGAUCAGUGAAACUCUCCUGAAACUCAAGGACAUUCUCAGCGCCGACCACAGCCCGAAGCCAACAGCCAGCAAAAGGAAAGCUGGCCAGGACAUGCUGACGCCGACGUCGAAGCUCAUCAAAAAAAAUUGCUCCUCGGAGAGAAGCGCAGCAAGCCCCAAGAGCCCGAGCAUCGACAUGAUCUUCGCGCGCAAGUCGAAGCCAUCGGGCCUUGAGACUCAGGAAAUCAAAUCUUCUCCUUCCAUCGCCGCGGGUUCCGCGGGGGACCGAAGCAAGGCUACGCCGUCAGCUGUCAAUCCAGCGAAUGAUGUCACGAUCGGGAACAUCAGCUUCUCCCAGUCCAUCAGGGACUCCCCUGUCAUCCGAACGAAUAGCAAUGAGCGGCAGAUCCCUUGCUCGUGUGGUGCGCGAGGUCCCACCGCGAGCCCGAUAACCAUCGAUUCUGGUGUUCAAGUUUCUAACAACGUUCUUACCUUGGACGUGUCGGUACAUGCGAGACCGUCUAUGGCAGAAGCACAAGUACAAACCGACGAAUCGAUGAGCGGACUCAUGAAACCUCUUCUUCAGUCCGUCGGUAUGCAAACGGAAAGGCUCCACGUACCAGUCAAGCGCUAUUUCGAGGCGGCGAUUCAGACGGAUGAUGAGCUCACGGACAAGCUAUGCCCAGAGCUCUGUUCUGAAGCAAAAUCCCUUACGAGCACGCAGGCGGUCAACGGGAAUCAGACGGUGCACGCGCAACCUAUCAGUCUCGAUAUGAGUCCAAUAAAACGAUUUGACCGACCGGAAACGGACGCCCAAACUAAGACCAUCACGAAACCCGAGAAGGACAAUGCCGAGGACACCAUGGACUUCAGUGGAGACGACUUGAACCAAGACGUCACGUCGCACACGAACGGGGACAUCACAUCUUGCUCGAAGGAAACAUCACAGAGGGACACCUUGGAUUCGUUGGACUACAGGACCAUGGAAUUGAAGAAAGCUGGCAACCGGAAGGACGAGAACAGAAUCGUGGAACGCAAACAACGCUCACCGGAGCCCGAUUCCCUGGAUUCUCUCCCGAGUGAGAUUUUCAAGGAUCUGGAGAAGGCUCAAGAACAAGUCCCGGCAAAGGAAACAAGAAGUCAGAAGGACACCUUGGAGUCAUUCUUCAGGAGCAGUGAGGAAACAAGCGUGCCCGAAACGGAACCGAACUUGAAGUUUGGAUCUCCCACGAAGGUGAUCAAGUCCAAACGGGCGGUCAUCGUAUCAGAAGCAGAUAGCCCGAUCAAACUGAUCGAGAAGAAGAAGAAAACGAUCAUCCUGAGCGACGAGGACGAAGCGUCCUGUAAAGCGCCCUCCGAAGAGCCACGGGGCAGACCCUCGAGGCCAAAAUUGUCAUCGAAGGUUAAAGAAAACAAAAUGCAGAAAAAAUCGCAAUCGAGGAUCGCGAAAGCAUUGCCAACGUUCAGCAGUGAUGAGGACGAUGUGGAUCCGCUGCCCAUGGAUACCGAAGAUUUGCGGAAUCUUGAAAAGGAAAUCGAGAACCUGGAUCGUGAAAUGGAAGACAGCAAAACUUGUGGUAAAAGCCGCUUCUGA
Messenger RNA from Galendromus occidentalis (western predatory mite), 1850 nucleotides. Its product is annotated as muscle M-line assembly protein unc-89. Bases 63 to 1850 code for a protein of 595 amino acids. Lineage: Eukaryota; Metazoa; Arthropoda; Arachnida; Mesostigmata; Phytoseiidae. The record is from RefSeq and is a predicted model, not a curated record. The transcript has 11 exons.